AAUAUUCCUGGUCUCUCGUUUCAGAGUGACUCGAACGGGGAUGGACGAGUGCUGGGUGGCGGCCCUAGCUACCCUACUGUUGCCGACCUCCAACCUUGGCUUGAGCUUAACGCAACCCUCUUCCGCUUUCCAGUCCUCUGGAACUAUAUUCAACCUCAGAUCGGAUCUAACCUUGAUUCAAAGAUCUUAGGUGUCCUUGACAGUUUGAUAGAAGCUGUCACAGCGAGCGGACGUUACGCGAUUGUGGAUGUUCAUAACUAUGCCAGAUUGAAUGGCAUGAUCAAUGGACGAGAUGCACCCUACAACAACAAACUAUUCUUCUUUUGUUUGACAAGAUAUGUGCUACAUAUCUUUGGCCUUAUGAAUGAACCACAUGAUCUGGGCAUUCUCACAUGGGGCCGGACCAUACAGUAUGUGGUCAACAGAAUCAGGACCGUCGCACGUACACAAUAUAUCCUUGUACCUGGCACAGAUUGGCAAGGUAUAACCAGAUGGGUUCAAGACUCUGAACGCGGUCUACGUCACAUCACUGAUUCCUCGAACAAGAUUUUGUACGAUGUACACAAGUACUUCGAUGAUAGGGGUGGUGGGUACUCGGGUACUUGUCAUACUUUCGAAUCAGGUGCCUUUCAAGCAUUUGUUGAUGCUAUGGAGAAAUUGAGAAAAAUGGCAAUCUUAACAGAGUCCUGGGGUGCAGCAAACGGUGGUUGCAAUCAAAUGCUCAAUGAUAUGCUGAGU
Messenger RNA from Aspergillus homomorphus CBS 101889, 738 nucleotides. Its product is annotated as glycoside hydrolase. Gene Ontology annotation, molecular function: hydrolase activity, hydrolyzing O-glycosyl compounds. NCBI's taxonomy places the organism in Eukaryota, Fungi, Ascomycota, Eurotiomycetes, Eurotiales, Aspergillaceae. The annotation marks the transcript as partial. The record is from RefSeq and is a predicted model, not a curated record. Gene Ontology annotation, biological process: glucan catabolic process. The transcript has 5 exons.